Messenger RNA from Peronospora matthiolae, 213 nucleotides. Lineage: Eukaryota; Oomycota; Peronosporomycetes; Peronosporales; Peronosporaceae. The record is from the annotation of a GenBank genome assembly.
AUGACGCCAUUCGGAGCCUCACUCCACACGGCCAUGGACCGCCUGACUCCAGCGACCGUUGACAUGGCACUGCUCACGGAUGCGCCGUCGUCACAUGAGAUCGAGGACCAAGUGCAGCGUGCGCGUGGGAGUUCAAGCCCCGGCCUGGACGGUGUCGGCGUCCGGCUGCAGCGCAGGGCCGGGGAGCGAGGGUUCCGUUUGGUUGACCCUUAG